Molecule: messenger RNA, 2206 nt
Organism: Plectropomus leopardus (leopard coralgrouper)
Lineage: Eukaryota; Metazoa; Chordata; Actinopteri; Perciformes; Serranidae
Product: potassium voltage-gated channel subfamily V member 2-like
Biological process (GO): action potential; protein homooligomerization; potassium ion transmembrane transport
Cellular component (GO): voltage-gated potassium channel complex; membrane
Molecular function (GO): delayed rectifier potassium channel activity
Source: RefSeq, a predicted model, not a curated record
UCAGCAUCGUGUUGUUAGUGUCAUUCUCUUGGAGUGUUUCCUGUUAUACUUUUUUCCCCUUUUUCUUCUGUUUCGCUGGCUUCCUGCCUUGAACCAGAGUCGUCAUGUAUUCAAAGAAUUCUAAACUGCAGAAAUGUUUGCAAAGCCGCCGCUCAACUAUCAACUGUCUGCCAAAGGGUGUAGAGGACAGCAAAACCUUCCCAUUUUCUCAGGAUAAAAAAGUCAAAGCAUGGACAUCUCUGGAGGAUCUGGAUGGUCAAAACAUCAAAGACGAGGGGAGACCCAAAGAGCAACAGAGCAUCAGCGUUAAUGUUGGGGGGAAAUUGUUUCAUAUCCCCAAACAGUGUGCCCUUAGAUACCCCCAAACGCGGAUAGGCUCAUUGGCCCUCUGCAGUGACCGGGCAAAACUUCUCACGCUGUGUGACGACUACUCUGUAUGCAAGAAUGAGUUCUUCUUUGACCGUGACCCUGCCUUCUUUAACCACAUCUGCCAUUUCUACACAAGCGGAGUGCUGUGGGUCAUACGGGAAAUGUGCCCCAUCAACUUUGAGGAAGAGAUCACAUACUGGGGCCUGAGCCUGAAGGACACCCAGCGCUGUUGCUGGAUGAUGUUCGAGGAGAGGGUCGAUGAGAUGAGGGACAACCUGAAGGUAGAGAAGGAGCUAAUGGCUGAGAUCGAGGUGAAGUAUGACGACGCGUGUUUCAAGGACAUGGUCUUUGGGGAUGUUCGGAAGACUCUGUGGGACCUUGUGGAGAAUACGUACUCUUCUCCCCAGGCGAAAGCUUUCACUGUGGUCUCCAACCUUUUUGUGCUCUUCUCCAUCGUUGCAAUGAGUCUCAACACUGUGAAGGAACUUCAGAUUUAUACGAUCAAUGGCAAAACACACAUGGAGUGGGUGGAGAUCAUCACCAUUGUGUUCUUCACCUUUGAAUAUUUUAUUCGCCUUGUUACCACUCCUAACAUCAGAGUGUUUUUGAAGAGUGGACUCAACUUCGUGGACAUGGUGGCAGUCAUGCCUUAUUUCAUCCAGAUCAUCUUUGAAACUUUUAGUGAUAGUGAGAACUUAAGUUCACAGGAAGAACUCAAGGCCAUGGCCGAGGUCAGCAAACUCAGCCACGUCCUCAAAGUCAUCAAGCUGCUGCGGAUCUUUCGGAUUUUGAAGCUGGCUCGACACUCAACCGGAAUGAGAGCGUUUGGGUUCACUCUGCGGCAGUGUUACCAGCAGGCUUGUUGCAUUUUCCUCUUCAUCGCCAUGGGGAUCUUCACUUUCUCUGCUCUCCUUCAUUCAGCCGAGAGGGAAACUGAGGAAUCUCCAGUCAGCAGUAUCCCAUACGCCUGGUGGUGGGCUGCAGUCAGCAUCUCCACUGUGGGCUAUGGUGAUGUGGUUCCUGUAACUAUCGGGGGCCGCAUUGUGGCCUUUGGAUGCAUCUCGUUUGGUAUCAUCCUCAAUGGCAUGCCGAUCUCUUUCCUCUUUAACAAGUUCUCCGAUUACUAUGCCAAGCUAAAAGCACAAGAGUACAACACCGUGUCAGUUCGGCGACGCUUUCAACUUAAGAAGCGCCUCAGACGCAGAAUGAACAUGUGCUCUCAUCACUCAGAGGAAGACAAUAGUACAGACAGUCACGACUGCCAUCCAGAGUGAAGCUUAAACUGGUAAUUCAUGGGGGAAGUAUGUUGCUUUAUAAACUUGAAACUUUGCAAGUUUACCAAUGACAGUUUGUUAGGUACAGAUAAAAUCAUCUGACAGUGAAACAAACAUCACAAGAGGACAUGGGUGAGAAACAGCACAGGAAGGUUGAGGUUUUCUAUGCAUAGAUGAACUUCACUCCUUUGUAUUUACCACUGGUUUCAUCUACCCAAUCAAACUGAUGCACACUAAGACACAGAGCGAGGAGGAGAUUCAGCCUCCUGAGGAGCCUAGUUUUCAGUCCACUCCACAGAAAAAUGGUUUGGAUGAACUGAUUAUGAUUUUAUUUGCAGUUUCUAUUAAAAUACCUUGUCAUGAUGUUGCUUAAAUAAAGUUGAGUGUGAGGAGGAGGGCCCAAGUUUUUGAUACACACUCAAGUUGCACAUAAGCUGCAGCUACACUGACUCUCAACUCAACCUAAACUUAAAACUUGUGAACUGUGAACGAGUGCCUGUAAAUGAAUAGAAACUCCUCACCCAAGUGAAUGUUUCAAAUGUUGAAGUGUUAAAACUGUAUAA